CGAAACAGAAAACUUCUCGGUGAUCUCUCUCUCACAAGUUGCAUGAGCUUGGAUCUUGGUAAUAAGUUAUACAGUUUAGUAAGAGCUCUCUCUCUCUUUCUCUCUGUUUUUUUUGUUCUCUUAGGUAGUGUGUGCUCUUCGCGGGUACGAGCCAUCAUGGAUUGAACCAACAAAGAAGAGAGAGAGAGAGAGAGGGGAGGGGAGCGUCUAGGAGUUUAGUUUCUAGCGCAAAGGAAGGAUUUUGCGGGAUCUAGGAGGAGAGACGAAGAAGAAGAAGAGAGAAUCAUGAACUUCAAGGAUCGGGGGAGCGAUAUGUGGCGAGUAUGGCCGACGCUGAUGAGGAGGGCGCUGCCAAUCUUUGGAGCCGAGGAGCCGCAAGCCACGAUUCCAGCCCGAAGAUCAAACGUACCGGCGUCCGUACGGAUGGAUCCCGACAAGCCUCGUCCUUGGCGAUAUGUUCGAUGGCAGAAAGCCAACGAGAAACAAAAUCUGAUGCCCAAGCCAAAAGUGAGCAGACCCAAAGGAAACUACGUGUACAAGGUUCUACCCGGCGAGGACUUGGGAGACAUCUCCUCCAAGCACGAAACUUUCACCGAAGUUGUCAUGGAGGCAAACAAGAUCUUAAACCCGGCAAAUGUUGCUACCGGCCAGCUCCUCUGGAUCCCUCGGACUCAUCACAUACAAAAGGGAAACACGCUCUGGUCUCUCUCUCGCAAGUUCAAAGUGUCCAUCUCCACAAUCCAGACUGCGAACGGGAUUGAGAAUCCGGAUCUUAUAUUCGCGGGUGAUAUUCUAGUGAUCCCGAAUGAACAAAAAUGACUUGGAUGGUUUUCGCCACCAAAUUUUCUGGGUAUUGUAUCACAUAAAAGAUACUCCAAGCAAAAAAAAAGUAAAAAGUAAAAACCAAA
Molecule: messenger RNA, 908 nt
Organism: Selaginella moellendorffii
Lineage: Eukaryota; Viridiplantae; Streptophyta; Lycopodiopsida; Selaginellales; Selaginellaceae
Exons: 7
Coding region: 286-819 (177 amino acids)
Source: RefSeq, a predicted model, not a curated record